Messenger RNA from Sclerotinia trifoliorum, 929 nucleotides. Lineage: Eukaryota; Fungi; Ascomycota; Leotiomycetes; Helotiales; Sclerotiniaceae. The record is from the annotation of a GenBank genome assembly.
AUGAAGUCGAAGAAGUCAAGCCACCUCCUCCUAUGGCCGCAGAGAAAGAGAAAUCUCAGUACAGGUAUGGAUUUCAAAUCCAUCAUACUGAUAUCUCCUAGAGCCGAAGAUUUAGAACCCGGCGAACGAACUGUGAAAGAUGCGAGUUCUUUUGCAUCAUUUUCGAUUCCAUGGAAGUUGUCCUAGAUGCAAGUUUCAAUUUCAAUCAUUGACCAAAGCUCCAUUAUGCAGUUUGAUUUAAUUCUAUCUCUUGUUCAAGAUCCGCAUUUUUUUUAAUUUUUUUUAGGUUCAUCUUUCCACAUUCUUACCCCUCGAGCUACAGCCAUUAUCUCCUUUAAUUAACCGAACAUGUGAUUAUUUUGACUGUCUUUUUUUUUUGUACACAGAUUGAUUGAGCUUUUGUUGCUCAGCAGGCUGGUUUUAGCGAUGCAUUUGCUGCUCGUACUCGCUUUGGAUAGGUUAGCAAGAAACUUAGAGAUCAUUAUCGAUUACAGGCACAACCGCUCAUCCCUACUGUGGCAGGAUUCCCUCUCCCAAGAAUCCUCGAACGAGAGAAGACUGGAAAAGCAAAAUUAGUCUCAUUUGAUCCGAAGGAACUAAGAACAUUCAGGAAAGAUCUACCAAGCCUGGAACUCCCCAGAAGUUUGAUAAACAAGCGGUCAAAGUUCACACAAAACCGUGGCCAAGGAUACACCAUGCUCAGAAACGACCACGAGCCCGUAAACCAUUCACGCAUGCUAAUAGCGUGAUAAUUAUGAUAUUUUGAAUGAGUAUCAGGAUAAUGAGGAAUUUGACCUGAAUAAUUUUCAUGGAUUUCAUAGAGAGAGAGCCUUACUGUUAGUGAUGAAGGAGAGGAAGGUAGUGCCAGUGAGGAUGGACAAACCGGAGGAUUUUGCCAUGGUGGUGGAGGAAGACUCAUAGAGCACUAA